AUGCCCUCCAUCACACAAGUAGUCUUGAUCGUCUCCUUUUUUGUAAUUGCUGAAUCGCAUAAUUGUGGCGAAGGCUCCUUCUGCCCAGACUCAGCGACUUGCUGUCGGCUGCCGAACGGUGAAUGGGGUUGCUGCCCUUUUCCAAAUGCAGUCUGCUGUGAUGAUCAUAUCCACUGCUGUCCUCAUGAUACAAAGUGCGAUCCACAAGGAUCUCAGUGCACUCGAACAAAUGGUGAAGUGUUUUCAUCAGGAAGGAAGUCCAAAGCCCAAGAAAUCACGGAAGAAGAUGAAAUCAUUUGUCCUGAUCGACGGAGCAAAUGCCCAACAGGAAGCACGUGCUGUAUGCUCGUGAGUGGAAGGUACGGAUGCUGUCCAGUAGAAGAAGCGAACUGCUGUGCUGAUCACCUUCACUGCUGUCCAAGUGGCUUCACUUGCGACACAUCUGGGCAACGGUGUAUCCAGAACAAGGUGAAAUUCAACAGUCAUCUU
Molecule: messenger RNA, 489 nt
Organism: Ostertagia ostertagi
Lineage: Eukaryota; Metazoa; Nematoda; Chromadorea; Rhabditida; Trichostrongylidae
Source: the annotation of a GenBank genome assembly